AUGUCAUCACUGGACCUUUGCACCUCAAUUUUACCUUUGCUCUCUCCAAUCCCCAAGUGUUUCCCUUCUCCAACAGGGUUCUCUUUCUCCAAGCCCCGCCUCUGCCACCUUAAUCUUCGGAGUCGUUUUCUUUCUCCGCCGGCCGCUGCCCAGUUCUCCUCUGGCAAAGAAAAUGAAGAAUUUUUGUUAGAAGAAAUAAACGAAAAUGAAGAAGAGUACGAACUUGGAUACGAUUCGUCUGUGGAGGUGGAGGGGGAGGGGGAGGAGUUUAAUUUUGAAGAGCUUGAACGCCAAGCCCAACUAGCUGUAAAGGAUUACUCAGAUUCCUUGUCUCUCCAAUUGAAAAUCGAAGACGAGACUUCCAGUCAAAAGGACACUCGUGGAAAACAGAAAAGGAGAAAAAAUACCACUUUCAAUGUUCCAGAUCAUCUUCUUCCGAGGGUUGCAAUUGUCGGAAGGCCAAAUGUUGGUAAAUCAGCACUGUUCAAUCGUCUUGUUGGGGGGAACAGAGCCAUUGUGGUAGAUGAACCUGGUGUGACAAGGGAUCGUUUGUAUGGUAGAUCAUUUUGGGGAGAAUAUGAAUUCAUGGUAGUGGAUACUGGAGGUGUUCUAACUAUUUCUAAGUCACAGACCAAUGUGAUGGAAGAAUUGGCUGUCUCUACAACCAUUGGCAUGGAGGGGAUUCCCCUUGCCUCCAGGGAGGCUGCUGUUGCCAGGAUGCCUUCGAUGAUUGAGAAACAAGCUACAAUAGCUGUAGAAGAGUCAUCUGUCAUCAUAUUCCUUGUUGAUGGUCAGGCAGGUCUAACUGCGUCUGACGUGGAAAUAGGAUAUUGGUUACGGAAAAACUAUUCUCACAAAUGUAUUAUUCUUGCUGUCAACAAGUGUGAAUCUCCUCGUAAAGGAGUAAUGCAAGCAUCAGAAUUCUGGUCUUUGGGGUAUUCACCACUUCCUAUAUCUGCUAUAUCUGGGAGUGGAACUGGAGAGCUUCUUGAUCUUGUUUGCUCACAACUAAAAAAAAUUGAGACAGAAAACAAUGAUGAAGAAGAAGAUUAUGUUCCUGCAAUUGCGAUUGUUGGCCGGCCAAACGUUGGUAAAAGUAGUAUUCUGAAUGCUUUGGUUGGAGAGGACAGAACAAUAGUCAGUCCAGUUAGUGGAACAACACGUGAUGCCAUAGAUACUGAAUUUACUGGGUCAGAUGGCCAGAAAUUUCAUCUUAUUGAUACAGCUGGUAUCCGAAGGAGAGCAGCCGUAGCUUCAUCAGGUAGCACCACGGAGGCUCUAUCUGUAAAUCGAGCAUUUCGUGCCAUUCGUCGUUCUGAUGUUGUGGCUCUUGUAAUUGAGGCCAUGGCCUGCAUCACAGAGCAGGAUUUCAAGAUUGCUGAACGGAUAGAAAGAGAGGGGAAGGGUUGCCUGAUUGUUGUGAACAAGUGGGACACAAUACCCAACAAAAACCAGCAAACUGCUAUGUAUUAUGAGCAAGAUGUUAGAGAGAAGCUACGAAUUCUUAAUUGGGCACCCAUUGUAUACUCAACGGCAAUACAAGGGCAUAGCAUCGAAAAAAUCAUUUUGGCUGCUGGUAUGGUUGAGAAAGAAAGAUCGAGGAGGUUAACUACAGCGACAUUGAAUCAAGUGGUAAGGGAAGCAGUUGCCUUCAAGCCACCUCCAAGAACUAGAGGUGGGAAAAGAGGACGUGUUUAUUAUUGCACUCAGGCAGCUAUUAGACCACCUACAUUUGUCUUCUUUGUAAAUGAUGCAAAGCUUUUCCCUGAAACAUAUCGGCGAUAUAUGGAGAAGCAACUAAGAACAAGUGCAGGCUUUACUGGCACACCAAUUCGGCUUCUAUGGCGCAGCAGAAGAAAACUGGAGAAAUAUGAUGGAAAGGAUGCUGCAACAAAGAGACAAGUGAAUCUAGUGCCAAGUGACAGCGGGUUGGCAGUAACAAAAUGA
Molecule: messenger RNA, 1947 nt
Organism: Fraxinus pennsylvanica
Lineage: Eukaryota; Viridiplantae; Streptophyta; Magnoliopsida; Lamiales; Oleaceae
Source: the annotation of a GenBank genome assembly